Molecule: messenger RNA, 717 nt
Organism: Aspergillus clavatus NRRL 1
Lineage: Eukaryota; Fungi; Ascomycota; Eurotiomycetes; Eurotiales; Aspergillaceae
Gene: erg2
Product: C-8 sterol isomerase ERG2
Exons: 3
Coding region: 1-717 (238 amino acids)
Biological process (GO): ergosterol biosynthetic process
Cellular component (GO): endoplasmic reticulum
Source: RefSeq, a predicted model, not a curated record
AUGCCCUCCAAAUCCUCCCGUCAAUCAACUCCUCCCCGCAAGAGCUCUUGCGGCUGUUGCUGUUUCUCCAUGCGCAAGCUCGGUUUCCUCGCAGCCUUCGUGGCCAUCUUUGCCGCGCUGUACAGCUACCUCGAUGCGCGUGUUGAGCAGUUCUAUAUCUUUGACCCGGAGCAUCUACAUGAUCUGUCCCAGCGUGCUGUCCAGACCCAUGGCAACGACACCCGCGCGAUGGUCGACUACAUCGUCGCCGAAUUGGACCAGAAGAUCCCCGGCAACCACAUCAACAAGAACGAGGAAUGGAUGUUCAAUAACGCUGGCGGUGCGAUGGGCGCCAUGUAUAUCAUCCAUGCCAGUAUUACCGAAUAUCUGAUCAUUUUCGGCACCGCUGUCGGCACUGAGGGCCAUACCGGCCGUCACACCGCGGACGACUACUUCAACAUCCUCCAGGGAACCCAGCUCGCCUACGUCCCCGGCACCUACGAGCCCGAAGUCUACCCUGCCGGCACUGUCCACCACCUCCGCCGCGGAGAUGUCAAGCAAUACAAGAUGCCUGAGGCUUGCUUCGCCCUUGAGUACGCGCGCGGCUGGAUCCCUCCCAUGCUGUUCUUUGGCUACGCCGAUACUUUCUUCAGCACCCUCGAUUUCCCGACUCUGUGGACCACUACACGGGUUACCGGUCGCGAGAUGAUCCAGAAUCUGUUGCGCUGGAAGCUGUAA